AUCCGGUUUAGUUGCUGCUUCCGUGUAGCGCGCGCGUGUUGAGCUUGACAGUAGUGACAGCUUCACUUGAGAUUGGAAGGGUGGAGCGCCCUGUUGUGUGCCCAGCGCAUCAUGGAUGCCAUCAGAGAUGGGCCCCAUGGCCUGAGCUCAGGGAAAGUGGUGGCUCUGGCAGCAGGUCUAUCUGUCGGGGCCACAGUGGGAUACAUGCUGUACCGCCACCUCAGCAGUGGCAGCCAAGAGGCAGACAUUGAAGUGUCAAAGAUGGUUCUCCCUGUAGAAGUUUACAGGAACAUCUCAAGAUAUCAGGCCGCCUUUUUAGAUGUGGUCACUCAGAAGUCUGGAGCCCACGUGAGGGUCAUGUCCGACACAGUUUCUUCCGGCUCUAAGAGUGAGGUGUGCUUCGUGCUGCAGGGGUCCAAGGAGCAGGUGCUCCUGGCCCGCUGUGUGCUGGAGAACCUGGUCACAGACUGCGAACCUGUGUCUGAGACGAUGGAAGUGCCUCAGACUGCAUUUGGGCGCAUCAUUGGGCGUGGGGGAGAGAGUUUAAAACUUAUCACCAGAACCACAGGAGCUAAAGUGGCAUGCUCCAAGGAAAGAGCUCAGGGUCCUGGUGCUAAAGGAAGUGUCACCAUCACAGGAAGCAGACAGGAGGUCCAGCAGGCCAAGACACUUGUUUUAGAAAAAGUGAAGGAGGAUCUCUUGGUGAGGACAAAGAUUUGUCAGUCAUCAGCCCAGCGUCACAAACGCCGCCUUCAGCCCAAAGUUGGUGAAGGUGAGGAGACUGCGGCUCUAAUGGGCCUCAACAAUAACAGUGUGGUGAGCGGGCCGGAGAAACACCAGUCUGAGACCUGUGGGACAACAGGGGAGAUGGAGUCAGAUGAUCUGCAGAGCUCCUGCUCUGACCACAGUCUGUCCUCUGAAUCCCUCACCCAAAUCUCCAAGUUUGAAAUCCCCAGUCCAGACCUGAGCUUCCAACCUGAUGAACACUUGGAGGUCUAUGUGUCAGCUUCCGAAAACCCCAACCACUUCUGGAUCCAGAUCCUGGGCGUACGGUCUCUACAACUGGAUAAACUCAUCGAAGAGAUGAACCGCUACUACAGCAAUGGAAAUCCAUCUGAGCAGAGGGUUGAGGGCGUUGUGAUAGGGGACAUUGUUGCUGCUCCGUAUCAGGACCAUGGGACUUGGAACAGAGCCAGGGUUCUUGGGGCACUGCCUUCUGGACUGGUGGACCUGUACUAUGUGGACUUUGGAGACAACGGAGAGCUUCCCCGGGACAGCCUGCGUCGCAUGAGGAGUGACUUCCUCAGCUUACCUUUCCAAGCUAUUGAGUGUAACUUGGCUGGUGUAAGACCAAAAGGUGACUCCUGGUCUGAGGCUGCCCUGGAUGACUUUGAGAGGCUGACACACUGUGCUCUUUGGCGCCCUCUGCAGGCCAAACUGUGCAGUUACUCUCACUCUGAGGUCUCCUCAUGGCCCAGUGUCAAGCUCUACGACUGCACAGAGGGAAAGACUGUAGAUAUUGGGGAAGAGCUUGUUCGACUUGGUCAUGCCAUAAGUUUUAAUGAAAUGAACGGGAAGAUUCCAGGUGACAAUUUUGACUGUCUGCAAAAAAUGCUGAAUGAUGUGGUUGGUGCAUCCUCAGAGCUAAGUCUCUCCUGCAUCAGUUUAUCAGAAGCUCCAUCAAUCUCAGGAAGUGUUGAAGAUGUCAAUGAGCUACUUUGAGUCCUGCUGAAGCUCUGACAUUAUGCUCCUCAGGAUUCGGAACCCAACAAUUCCUCAACGUCCAAGCCUUAUCUGCUCAACUCUUCCAGCCAUAUUCAUACUAGCCCUGUUUAGUCAAGAACUGUAUCAAUUUUUGAGUGUUUUUUUAAGUUGUUCAGUUUGAAUCAAUGCAGUUUCGUUGCGACAAUGUUACAGAGAAUGUGCCAGUAUUAGUGUUAUUAAGAAGCACUGUGAUAUGUUAGAUAUUUAUGGGUGGUGGCUAACCAUACCUUUAUUUUCAUUUUCUUGUUUGUGAAUAUGCAAAGAUGUAUAGACAUUCAAAAGCCCUUCUAAAUAUUUUUGAAACAGCAUCUCUUGAAUGUUGUCCUCUAAAAAUGUUCAGUAUUAAAAUGUAAAUUUAUUGUCUUUAGCUAGGGACAAAGAUAUAUGAUCAGUUGCACUAUAUUAAAUAAAUCAUUUAUUUUAUGUGAAA
Periophthalmus magnuspinnatus is the source of this 2194-nucleotide messenger RNA. RefSeq names its product tudor and KH domain containing (gene tdrkh). The coding region runs from base 112 to 1722 and encodes 536 amino acids. The transcript is spliced from 14 exons. Gene Ontology annotation, molecular function: RNA binding. Lineage: Eukaryota; Metazoa; Chordata; Actinopteri; Gobiiformes; Gobiidae. The record is from RefSeq and is a predicted model, not a curated record. Gene Ontology annotation, biological process: spermatogenesis.